CAGGAAGGAAGAGAAUUUGGUUUCAGUAAAUGCAAAGAGAAGAACUAGCACAGAAACCUUAGUGCUUGACUUUGAUCCUAAUCUCUGGUCUUGUUCUGUUUCUGAGGAUUCUCUCUCUUCGUUUCAUUUCUAUUAACUAUAAUCUUAAACCCCUUUAACUUGUUUCUGCAAAAUAUUUAUGAUCCCUGAUGGAAGCAUUAGCUGCAAUCGGAGAAGGUUUUUUCACUUCCAUGUUUGUGGCGCUGCUUGGCAGGUUUAAAUCUUCUGACUUGAUAUAUUUUGCCAAGAAGGAGAAACUUGAUGUUGACCUCAGAAAGUUGGAGAAGACGCUGCUGAGUAUCAACGCAGUUCUCACUGAUGCAGGAGAGAAGCCAGUGACAGAUAGGACAGUUAAACUCUGGUUGACCGAGCUAACAGACUCGGCUUACGACGUUGAGGACGUGUUAGACGAGUUUGCCUACGAAGCUUUGCAACACAAGUUGACAGCACAACCUCGUACCAGCGUUAGAACGGUAAGAUGCUGGCACAACCUUGCUAGUUUAAGUUGUUUUAAAUGGGGUGCUGGCACGUUUAGUGUCAAGAUGAGGUCAAAGAUAAAGGGUAUCGAUGCUAGACUGCAGGAGAUUGCGACACAAAAGAGCGACCUCGAAUUAAGAGAGAAUGUUGAGGGAAGGGCCUACAAGGCAAGGGAUCAAAGAUUGCCCACAACGUGUUUAGUCAAUGAAGUCAAUGUUUACGGCAGAGAAAAGGAUAAGGAAGCCAUAGUUGAGCGGCUGCUGGUGGAGACAACAAGUGAUGCUGAAGUGCCAGUGAUUCCCAUUGUUGGAAUGGGAGGAAUUGGCAAGACAACUCUUGCUCAGCUGGUUUACAAUGACGAAAAAGUCGCAGGGUUUUUCGACUCAAAAGCAUGGAUCUAUGUUUCAGAAGAUUUCGAUGUCAUAAAGGUCAUGAAAGCCAUUUUACAGUCUGUUAAUGGUGGAGUUCCUGAUACCAACGACCUGAACUUGCUUCAUAUCAAGCUGAAAGAGGAGCUAUCUGUGAAGAAAAUUUUAUUUGUCCUGGAUGAUUUUUGGCAUGAUAACUACGUUGAUUGGACUAGCCUUAUCCUCCCUUUGGAAGUUGGCAAGUCGGGAAGCAAAAUCAUCAUCACGACUCGCAAUCAAAACGUUGCUAAAAUGACAGGUACCCUGCCUGCUUAUCAGUUAAAAGAGUUGGCAUAUGAUGAUUGUUUGUCUGUUUUAGCCCACCAUUCUCUGGGAAGAGAAAACUUUGACGGGCAUCCACAUCUGAACGAUAUUGGCAAAGAAAUAGUGAAGAAAUGCAAGGGAUUGCCUUUGGCAGUAAAAACCUUGGCAGGCCUCCUGCGCAACAAGGUGACCUACGAAGAGUGGGAAGCUGUAUCCAGGAGCAAGAUGUGGGAUUUAACAGAAGAGAAAGGAGGCAUUUUUUCUGAUUUAAGAUUGAGUUACCAUCACCUCCCUUCUCAUUUGAAGCCAUGUUUUGCUUAUUGCUCUCUGUUUCCAAAGGGCCACGAAUUCGAUAGAGAUGAAUUGGUUCUUUUAUGGAUAGCAGCAGGUUUGGUGCAACAGAAAGGGGAUAAGCAACCGGAAGACAUAGGCCGCGAUCGAAUAAUAACAAAUCGCUGUUCGUAA
Molecule: messenger RNA, 1652 nt
Organism: Theobroma cacao (cacao)
Lineage: Eukaryota; Viridiplantae; Streptophyta; Magnoliopsida; Malvales; Malvaceae
Source: RefSeq, a predicted model, not a curated record